CCCCGACUAUUUAACGCUGAGGUGCCUCCGCUCCACGCAGGUGGAUUAUUCUUCGAGACGCUUUUGAGCGGCAGACCAAACCAGACCUCCUUCCGUGCUUGCCUUCAUUAACACCGUCCGUCCCCCCUUUCCUCCUCUCAUUCACGUCCUUGACAAAACUUCCCCCACUAUUGGUUGCUUGCGACAUCGGCGCUGCUCCUCCCUCUUCGCUGUACAGAGGACUCGGGUGUUAUCCGUUUGCCCAUAAUCUGCAUCUCAAGUCGUUGAUUUCUUCUCGACCUCUUGUGUGCUGCCGCCUGCAUUCAACAUGGCCGACGACUCGCGCGCCGAGACUUCUUCCCAGUUGUCGUCCAACACGGACCACGGGUCGGUCGACUCGGGCUUCGUCUCGGGAAACACAUCCACCGUCAGCCUGCCCCGGAUAUCCAUCACUCGGCCACACCUGGACCAUCUCAACAAGCAACUGGAGUCGCUGCACCCAAUGGACAUCCUCCGGUUCAGCAAGAUCUUCUUUCCCAACCUCUACCAGUCGACGGCGUUCGGCCUGACGGGCCUCGUCACGAUAGACAUGCUCUCCAAGAUCAACGCCGACUCGCCCAGCCCUCAGCCGGUCGACCUCAUUUUCCUCGACACCCUCUACCACUUCGAGGAGACGUAUGACCUCGUCGAGCGGGUCAAGGCCCGGUAUAACGUCCAUGUCCAUGUUUUCAAGCCGGCGGAUGUCGAGACCGUCAGCCAGUUCGAGGAGUUGUACGGCGAGAAGCUGUACGAGACGUCAUCUGAACUGUACGACUGGAUCGCCAAGGUGGAGCCAUUGCAGCGCGCCUAUUCCGAACUGAAGGUUGCCGCUGUGCUCACGGGCCGGCGUCGGUCGCAGGGAGGCCAGCGGGGCGACAUCAAGGUCAUCGAGCUAGACGAGGAGCGCGGCGUUGUCAAGAUCAAUCCAUUUGCGAACUGGACCUUCACCCAAGUCAAGGCCUACAUCGAUGAGCACAACGUGCCCUACAAUGCACUCCUCGACCGGGGAUACAAGUCGGUCGGCGACUGGCAUUCGACUGUUCCUGUCGGCGAGGGUGAGGAUGAGCGUGCCGGCCGGUGGAAGGGACAGGACAAGACCGAGUGCGGCAUCCACAACAAGCAGAGUCGCUAUGCGCAGUGGCUUGCGCAAAACGCACGCCAGAAGGCUCAAGAAGUCCAGGCCGCCUGAGCAAUGGCCGGACAGCGGGUGCUAGAGGGGUUAAUGACGGGCUGACGAUGAGAUGACGAUGACUGCGAAGGGGUACAUACACAUUUCACAGGCAUCAUGAUGGCAUUAGUACGGCGUUAGAAGGGUGCGCGGCGUUCAGGGGUAUCGGUCCUCAUGACCAUCGGUGGAUUUCUGCUUUUAAAUCGCAUUUGGCGCGGUAGGCUUGCAUCAUCGGUAGCGUUGUCUGCAGCUAAAGUAGCCCUGGAGCUAGAGAAUCAAAUAUUCAGAGAACCACACUCGUGAUGUCGUCGUCGACGUUGUGUGGAAUAUGGAUGGAGGUGGAAUGCGGGGACUGGGAUGGUCACGAGAUCCCGACGAUCUUCCUAGAUAAAUGGCUUGA
Chaetomium strumarium is the source of this 1586-nucleotide messenger RNA. RefSeq names its product Phosphoadenosine phosphosulfate reductase family-domain-containing protein. The record is from RefSeq and is a predicted model, not a curated record. Bases 308 to 1207 code for a protein of 299 amino acids. NCBI's taxonomy places the organism in Eukaryota, Fungi, Ascomycota, Sordariomycetes, Sordariales, Chaetomiaceae. The transcript has a single exon. Gene Ontology annotation, cellular component: cytoplasm. Gene Ontology annotation, molecular function: phosphoadenylyl-sulfate reductase (thioredoxin) activity.